Messenger RNA from Rhipicephalus microplus (southern cattle tick), 881 nucleotides. Its product is annotated as receptor expression-enhancing protein 5. The record is from RefSeq and is a predicted model, not a curated record. Lineage: Eukaryota; Metazoa; Arthropoda; Arachnida; Ixodida; Ixodidae.
CUCUACGCGCGCGCGUCCUAGUGUGUAAAGUGUGGUGCCGCUGGCGGAAGGUGCGUCUUUUGGCUUGUGGUCGCGUUGUCUGUACUGGUCUGACCGCCGAUCGCAUUGGCCGAAGAGACAAGCGCGGACAUCUACGCCAUUUUGGGUUGCAUCUCGGAGCAAAAUCAGAAGCAGCCAUGGUGACCGUCAAGGAAGCUGCCGACCGGGCCGAGGCCGUCAUUGCGAACAUGCCCGAGAAAGCGCAGCUUGUGUUUGCCCUCCUGGAGCAGUAUACGGGUGUGAACAGAGCAUAUCUCGGCAUGGGUACGGCUGGCUUGUUUGCACUGUACAUGAUCUUUGGCUACUUUGCCCAGCUGCUGUGUAACCUUGUUGGCUUUGUCAUUCCUGCUUAUGCCUCCAUGCGUGCCAUAGAGUCCACAACAAAGGAUGAUGACACCAAGUGGCUCACUUACUGGGUGGUUUUCGCCUGCUUCUCAGUGGUGGACUUCUUUGCAGACAACAUCUUGCGCUUCUUUCCCUUCUACUGGCUGGCUAAGAUCAUCUUUCUUGUCUACUGCUUCGCUCCCACAAAUCCAAACGGAUCUGUUCACAUCUACAACAAGAUCAUUCGUCCAGUCUUUUUGCGCCACGAGACCUCUGUCAACAAAAUGGCUUCAGAAGCCGGGGCUGGGAUCCGGACUGUACUGCAAAAAGCUGCCUCUUCUGCUACGAAGAAUGAGUGAACCCGUCUUUCAAGCACUUCUCUCCUUUGUUGUCGCGUUGGGUGGCCACAGCUUCUUAUUUUUCAGUGGCUAGCCUCUGGUGGCAGGUGGCGCCCAGCAUUGUCACCCCAAGGUACACUCCGGCAUCAUGUUUUAUUAAAAAUGUGCUUUGCCAAUUCA